ACAGAUACAAAGAGCACAAUAACAGUAUUUGAUAGAGCAAAUUCUCAGCUACCAAAUGCUGUUUCUCAACACAGUGGCUGCUAUUAGCUAUGCAUUUUUGCCGACUUGUAUGAAUCUGCACCAGCAAAGGUGGUCUGCUGCCACUGUCACUACUGACGAAGCGCAGCACUCGCUGCCUCACUGUGCUCACAUCCACUGUUUGGUCUCCGUAAAUGUUCAACGAGGGUCAGUGAAUGUCAGUGGGUGCCAUUUUUUAUCUUACUUCUGCAGUGUGCUGGAGGUUUGAUUGGGCAGGACCAGCUCGAUUAGCUGAUCUUCAAGCUCUGACUAACCAGGUGGCUUUUGCUAAAUGUGUAUCCCAAUGUUUGAAUGUCCCAGCACCCAUUGCUCUCACAUAGUCUUUACCAGUCUGUUGUAUCUCCCCCUCUUUCGCACAUGAAUAACCCUAACUAAACUGCGACACGAACCAAACAGGCUUUAUUCACUUAGCUUGCUUAACUGCAGCACAUUUCACAUUCAUGGAUAACCUGUGCCACAGCGUCCAUAGUCAAGUCCAGCCCUCCAUCCCAAUCCCAUCUCUGUUGCAUCUCUUUCUCGACGGAUUGAGGUGCCAUGGGCCCACCAGUCGAGCUGGGCAAUGGGCUCUGAGGGUGGGAGGGCAGGAGAAUGGCUGAUCAGAUGGCCACCACCAGGCCACCACCCAGCCCUCACUUCAGGCUGUUGCAGGCCUUUCUGGCUGCCUUGGCACUGCGCUGCACCUCUGGGACCGGGGGAUUGGGCACAGCACCUUCUUCUUCCUGGAGGACGUUUUCCAUCUGAGGGACUUUUUUCAUGGCCUCUAUGGAAAGGAAUGCCCCUCGUUUGGGGCACCAGAUGCAAGCGGGCCCUCGGGGCAAUGUGGAAAAGAUUGGAGUGUCCAGGAAGGAGGGAAAAGGAGAAGAUGUGAGUGCAGCUGGGGAGUAACAGAGGCCAUUCAUGGGCAGGGGGAGUGGAUCUGAGCUUUUACCCAGAGCCAUGAGAGACAAUUUUUCAUGUCCAAUGUAGUAUUUUUUGAGAACAAAACCUCAUUUCACUUUUUAGAGUCUCAUUUUCAGAGUCAGAACCCUGACUUGUCGUGAGAUGUCUUACAUUCUUAGGCUUUAAAACCUCACUUUUAGGUUCCAGAUGUUCUCUUUUAUUACAAUCAAAAUGCUUCCUUUUUACGGUGGAAUUGCCUACGUUUAAAUCCAAGGAAAAAUACUGGGAGUCCAAAGCACCGUUUUGGGGGUCAAAAUGUCCAUUUUCAGAGUUGAGAGCCUCAGUGUUUAGAGCUGACUGGUGCAAUCCAAAGCCUCACGUUAUGGGUUGAAACACUGUGAUAAACGAGAGGGAAAUGGAUGUGCUGAACGUUCACCUUGUUUUCCUGUGAUUUCACUUGGUUCCAAAUAGGUGUGGUAGCAGAGCACCGAGUUGUUUCAUGCUCAUCACAAAAACAGCGCUAACCAUCAGACUAGCAAUCCAACGUGUGGUGAGGAGGUCCAAACCAGAGCGGUAUGACGGUGUCAUUAUGCAUGCGGUAUGAUAACGAUGCCUUAUCCAGCUAGAGCCAAGCACAAUGCACACAGAGAUCAUUUGCAUGGCUUCCACAGGAGGACAAAGCCCACCUUACUUCUCCAUCCAGCACCACAUCGUUCUGUAUAAACAAGACCCAUCUUUAAGUUAGCAGAGUUUAUCAGAGAAACAUCCAGGGCCUCGAAACAUUUUGAACCACAACUACAACAACUUGUUCUGCACUGGGAGGCACUGAUGCCUUCUGAUCUCAGUUGCCACGGUCAGCAGGCCACCAGUGGCCGUGUCACAGUAGGGGGUGGAGCAAUGGGAGCCAUGUCACAAAGGAGGGGUUCUGUGACAUGGCCUUGCAGGGGUACAAGACGGGAGGUGGGGUGGACGGGCCCUGCACUCUGGAGUAGCAACCGGAGAGCGAGCGCAAGGAUGAGCUUGCACGUGAGCUUUGCCAAAGAGAAGCCACGCGCCUGCAUUAGGCGGACCAAGUUGCAUUUCUGGGAUGGGAUGCAGCAUGCCUCCCUCAUGCCACACACGGAGGCCAAAGAGCGAAUAGCUAUCUGGGACGCGGUGGCUGUCUACAUCCAAAACCAGCUCCUGCUGCACAAGGGGGUCCGAAUUCCAACUCUUGGCUCCUUUGAUGUUGUCCCCAUCAAGGCCGGUGAUGAGGCUUUGGUUAUGCCAAGGCCUGUGUUUCGCCUGGCCAGGAAUCUUGUACGUGCUCACAACCUUACGGACAAUACAGAGUACCUGCCUGGCCAUAAAGAGUGUGAGCUCGUCCAGUACACCACGGUGGCUGAAGCUGCCUCUGUGUCCUGGGAGGAAGCAGAGAGCUGCAUCCGAGGCACCACAUCCUUCAUGUCUCACUGCCUGAAGAAGGGGGAGAACAUCGCCCUUGUGCUGAAGGACGUGGGAGUGCUGCUCAUUGAAGGCAGCAGGGUGCAAAUGAAAUUUUAUUAUGAUUUCCUAGAGAGGUUGUCUGGGAAGGAGAACCUGGAGGAGGCUGUUUUCAAGAUCCCCUGGCUGAUGGACAUGAUUGUAUCCCCAGUGGCAGCCAUGGCCUCUCUGACAUUCUCAGGACGUGUGAUCAUCUUUCCUGAAUGUGUGAUGGAGACUAUGCCCAAACCACCGCCCAGGAAAUCCAUCAAGAAAUCAGAAAAAGAGAGUUUGCCACCUCUGGGCCAGGGAGAGAAAGAUAUUACAGAAAAUGGAGUCCUGCAGCUCCAGAAAACGAUGGAGAGGAGGAAGGCUCUGUUCAGUCAUCUGCCAGAGGUGCCAGGGGCAUCUUCUACCAAAAAGCAGCCUGGUUCCAGAAAAAUCCACGCUGCAAAACCUCAGAAGUUCAGAGAAGGAAGAGGAAAGAAGACAGCUCCCCAUGACGGUGGAUGGUCUGGAACAGACACAGCAGUGCCUUCAUACCAGUGCGGAGCCCCGAUUCUGAGCCCUGAGCACAACUACAACGUGUUCAGAGAGCAACCACCAAGAGUGCAGACAUCACAGUUAUUGAACUCGAGGCCUGAGAAGUUCUGGUCCAUGCUGCAACAACCGCAGAAGACCAUAUUGUCAGGAUACAACUUCAACACCUCCUGUCUGUGUCCAUUCCCAUAUGAGGCAUCCAGCUCAAUGCAGUGCCGCCCACCCAGAGCAGGGCUUCCCAACCUGGGGAGGCCCAGGCCACUGUGAUCAGGGCUUCGGGUGGCCAGAGUGCAGGCAGCAAAUCAGUGUUGUGUUCUCUUGUCACACCCAACACAUCGAGGCCCAUGACUUGGCAGCAUUUGGAAGACCUAGAUAAGCAUGAGGCGGCUCUGGGCCAGAGAGGAGAAUGUUUCUUGCCAGCUCAUUGCUCCUUCAGAUCCCUGGUGGGAAGGGAAAGGCUUUUUGCGUGGGCCUGGCAUAGCUUAGGAGCAAAACACUGCUGCUGGAUGUGUUGUAGGCAAGGGGUAAAGAGGGGUAGAAAACCGGCUGCUUUCCCCUCGGUGUCCUGACCUGAAGCCACCCCCAGGGUCUGCAUGUGGGCAAAGAGCUCCCAAAACCUGCACUCUUGUUUGAGAAGACCUUCUCUUCUUGUACCAAAAUCCAUCUUCAGAACACACGGAAACGGAGGAAAAAGAAUAAAACCAAUGUCUUGCAGAAGAUGGUGGAGUUUUCAUUUGUUCCCAGUGCUCUUUCUUGGGAACGGGGACGGAGCGUUUCACAGUUGGGCUGUGGCUCUGAAAUGAGCCACAUCCACAGCCAGACAGGCUGGCAUUGGCCCUGUGGGCUAAAGCCAAAGCCUGAGAGGCCGGCACCGGCCCCGAGGUCUAAAACCUCAGCCAGAGAGACUGGCACUGGCACUGGGGCCUGAAGCCAGAGCCACAGCCACAGCCUGAGAGGCCAGCACCAGCUUCAGGCCUAAAUCCACAGCCACAGCCUGAGAGGUUGGCACAGGCCCCAAGGACUGAAGCCACAGCCAGAGAGGCCAGCACCAGCCCUGGGCUGUAAAGCCACAGUUACAGCCACAGAGGCCAGCAUCAGCCCUGGGACCUAAAGCCAUAGCCACAGCCAGAAAGGCUGGUACUAGCCCUCGGGACUGAAGCCACAGCCCAGAAGGGCUGGAACCAAUCCAGGGGCUUAAAGUCACAGAGCCACAGUUAGAGAGGCCAGCACCAGCCCUGGGGCCUGAAGCCCCAGCCAGCAAGGCUGGAACCGGCCCAAGGGCCUAAAGUCACAGCCACAGCCAGAGAGGCCUAAAGCCCCAGCAACAGCCAGACAGACCAGCACCAGCCCUGGGGCCUAAAGACACAGCCUGAGAGGCCAGCACCAGCCCUGGGGCGAAGGUACAGCCACAGCCCAAGAGGCCGGUACCAGGCCAAGGGCCUAAAACCACAGUCACAGCCCAAGAGGCCAGCAGUGGCCCCAAGGCCAAAAGCCACAUCCCGAGAGGCCUGCACUGGCCCUAAGACCUAAAGCUCCAGCUGUGGCACAAGAAGCCAGCACC
Molecule: messenger RNA, 4519 nt
Organism: Gallus gallus (chicken)
Lineage: Eukaryota; Metazoa; Chordata; Aves; Galliformes; Phasianidae
Product: coiled-coil domain-containing protein 81-like
Exons: 9
Coding region: 1786-3225 (479 amino acids)
Cellular component (GO): centrosome
Source: RefSeq, a predicted model, not a curated record